AUGGCGCACAGUGGCGUGCAGCUCUUGGCCAUGCUCGAGCGAGGCUGCUCCCAGCUCCGCUGCAACUUCUGCCCCCUGACGCCUGCGGAGCUGGGCUCUCUGGGUCGACGUUUACGCGGGUCUUUGGUCACCAGCUUAGAUCUUUGCUACUGUGACCUGGGUCCUCCCGGCCUCACCGCCUUUGCCACGGCCCUCGAACGCGAAGACGAUGAGAACCGCGGGAGGCUGGAGGAAUUGAAGUUGGGUGCCAACGGCUUGGGCGUGUCCGGUGCCGCCGUGGCGGGUGAGCUCUGCCAGACCUUGGCCUUGCAGCGUUUGGAUUUAGAGAUCAACGAGCUGCACGACGAGGGAAUUCGAGCCUUCGCGCAGAAGGCCCUGGGCGCCGAUUGCAGCCUACAACAUUUGGACCUGGGUAUGAAUGGAAUUCACCAAGAAGGGGCACAGGCACUGGCCAGCAGCCUCAAAUUCAACAGAUCACUGACCUACCUGGACCUGAGCUUCAAUUGCCUUGGUCCUCAGGGUGCUUUGGCGCUGCGCUCCGCACUGGAGCAAAGCCACUUGCAGGUGCUACGGCUGGAGGACAACAACCUCAGUGACGAAGCUGCUCUUAGUCUUCUCCAGUUGCCCUUGCGGGACUUGGAGUUGGGCUUCAACCAGGUGACGGCCGAAGGAGCCGUCCAAAUGGCGAAGCGGCUUUGGACCGCCAAAGGUCCCAGUCGCCUGGGCCUCGCGGGCAAUCGCCUCCGGGACGCUGGGGCAGCAGCCUUUGCUGCGGCCAUCCAGAAGAAUUGCUGCCUCGAGGAGCUGGCGCUUCCCAGUAACGAGAUCGCCACCGCAGGGGGCGCGGCCUUGGCGGCGGCGAUGCAGUGCAACUGGCGGCUUCGCGAGUUGGAUCUGCGGGAGAAUCCCAUCAGCCCCGAGGCAGCUCAUAUCAUCGCAGAGACGACCGCUUGUGCUCGCUUGGCCUCUGGCUCGGUCCCCAGGACCGAGAUGCUACGCUCAGAGUUGGAGACUGGGAUGAGCAGGCGCUUUUGCCGUGCGUGGAGCGUGCGAGCAUAUCUCUCGUGGCUGACAAAGGAUGCCGCAGACACUCCCCAGCUCGCACAGCUCGUGGCCAGCGCGCUGGCUUCGGCGCUGGUGGAUGGCGAGGGCAGCGCGUACGACCUGGCGCGGCUGAAAGAUCUCGCUCAACUCUAUGGCCGUCAAUUGGCCUCGAAGCCGCGGAGCGAACGCCUCACGCCACGCCCACGCCUGGGGGAGCCCAUCGGCUCCGCACCCGGUCAGCGUGCCUGGGUACGAGGUGUUUACUUGGUGAACUUGACGCCCUUCAGCCUCGUCAUCUCUUCGCAGGGAAGUCACCUCACCCUCGAGGAGGGAACCAGUGGCUCCUUGGACGCGCACGCCGAGCACGGCCUGUCAUUGAAGCUCAUGCACAAGACGGCACGUGAGCUUCAGCAGUUGGAGCAGAUGACUCUGCGACCUGCAUUAGGUGAGACUUCUGUGCCCCUCAACGGACCCGGUGGCAUCUUGCGCGUCUUGACCUCCAGGCACUGUGCUGGAACCUACCAGGGCGAGUGUGUGGUGCUCUUAUGGUCCUGGCCCUACAGGUUGCGCGGAGUUCGCUUUCACGACCUCAACUACUACUGGAACACCGCCAUGGCGACAGUUGGGAGUAGCCUCACUACGCCAGAGGCGAUCCGGCAAGUCUUCCGACCCGACACCUUGCUGCAGCAGUGCUCAUUGGCCGAGCUGCAUACACCCGGGCCCGCUCAGAGCUUUGUAUCCCAUGCUUGGUGCCUACAGGUGAACGAGGUCUUUGUCGCGCUGGCGCGCGCCUUCGCGGGCGCGGAGAUGAUGCGCUUCUGGAUUGCUGCCUUCAGCCUGAACCACUGGUGCCUCGAGGAGCAUCAUGGUUUGGUGAGUGAUGUGCUGCGGAGCCGCAACUGCCAAAGUUUGGCUGUGAUCCUGGGACCUCAGGCAGAGACCUUGAAGCGGCUGUGGUGUUUGUACGAAGUGCUUUUGGCCAGUGACGGGCGACCCGAGCGGCCAGGCAAGAUGGCCUUGAAGCUCUGCUCGCCUCAAGGCGUGUUGAACGUGGGCACCGGUGGCAUGCCCGUCUCCUACAUUUUGAAGGUCAGUGGUGCCAUCAACAACUUGAACCUUCACCAAGCUGAGUGCAACCAGUCGGAUGAAGAGCUGAGAAACGAGACUUUCAGGCGACGGCUCGCGCUUCACCCCAUUGCGUCCUGCAAUGCACAGCUGCGGAGCUUUAUGUCCGAAGGACUCAGUUCCCUCCACCAACGAGGUCAAGAGAUUUUUCUUCGCGCCUCUGCGUGCUUGCAAGGUAAAGGUGAGACCGAUUUGGAUGGUCGCUCCGAGACCGCCGCGGAUUCGGACGCCGCGGGGUCCGCGGUCCUGUCGGACAAACAGUGCGAACAGCACGUGAAGGAGGAGCAAGCAGAUGAGCAGCUGGCGGAAGAAAUCUUAGAGAAGAAGAUGGAAGGUUCAUUUUCCAGGGAAAUGGAAGAUGGAGGGAGGAGACCUCCAGUCGCUGGCGCUCUCCCCGUGCUGCCAAAUCAGGAUGAGCAUCGAUCAAGAUCGGCAUCCAGGUGUGGGCAUGGUUUCGCACGAAAAGGAGUCUCGUUGUGUCACGGCGUGCUUCUCGUGGUGAGGUCACAUGUUUCAUUUGACAUGGGAAGUGCAACAGUUGACAUGCCUAUGCGACCUCACCAUGGGAAGUACAUGCAACAGUUGAGGUACACUGUCCCAUGCGUUUCAAGACAACUCGUGGUGAGCUCACAUGAUGAAUCUAGAAGAGUUCAUCCUACAUGUCCUACAUGUUACCAACAUCCAGUUGCGGGCCCUUUUUUUGGUGGUGUUUCAUCCGACACCCUACCUUGGUGGGAACAUGUAUGA
Molecule: messenger RNA, 2916 nt
Organism: Durusdinium trenchii
Lineage: Eukaryota; Dinophyceae; Suessiales; Symbiodiniaceae
Source: the annotation of a GenBank genome assembly